CUUGCGCUCUGCAUUCCUCUCGUCCUACGCGUUCUGCUCCCACUCUCUCCCAACUUCAUCGCAGCCGUACAACACAGACAUGGCCAGUGCAGACGGAGGCGCAUACAGCUACUCUCUUACCGUCUUCUCGCCGAGCGGAAAGCUCGUUCAGAUUGAACAUGCAUUGGCAGCAGUGUCUCAAGGAACAACAAGUCUCGGUAUCAAAGCAUCCAAUGGAAUCGUCAUUGCCACGGAGAAGAAAGCAUCCUCGAUUCUCAUCGACGACUCCAUGAUCGAGAAAGUCGCCGUCAUCUGCCCAAACAUCGGCAUCGUAUACUCAGGCAUGGGUCCCGACUUCCGCAUCCUCGUGUCGCGGGCGCGCAAGAGUGCACAGGCGUACUGGAAGAUCUACGGCGAAUACCCACCCACGAAGGUGCUCACCCAGGAGAUUGCCACCAUCAUGCAGCAAGCGACUCACUCCGGUGGUGUCCGCCCAUACGGAGUGUCCCUGCUAGUGGCUGGAUGGGACUUCAACCGUGGACCGAGCUUGUAUCAGGUCGAUCCAUCUGGCUCUUACUGGGCAUGGAAGGCGAGCGCCAUCGGCAAGAACAUGGUCAACGCCAAGACGUUCCUCGAGAAACGGUACAACGAUGACAUUAGCUUGGAGGAUGCUAUUCAUACCGCGCUCCUGACGCUGAAGGAAGGCUUCGAAGGGCAUAUGACAGAGAAGACCAUUGAGAUCGGUGUCAUCACCGUACCAAGUCAAGCCGACCUCGAGGCUGGGAAGAUCGAGGGAACUGGACGAGCGAAAGCGACAUUCAGGAAGCUCUCAGAGGAGGAAGUGCGAGAUUACCUUGCCAUGUAGCUGCGGAUGAUGCACUUAUUGAUUUCUAUUGUACAUCGAGAUUUUUUUUUCUCGCAGCGCAGAUUCUGAUGUAUCCGUACGUCGGAAAGGAAUUGCUCCUGGUCGCGGCGAGUUUCGACGUCUCACGUACGGGCGUUUACCAGAUAAGUACGUGCCUAUGGUUUCGAUGUUGCCCUUACGAGAAUAGCCACUGCGAUCUUAAGUCCGCACUUCCUCCGC
Laetiporus sulphureus 93-53 is the source of this 1063-nucleotide messenger RNA. RefSeq names its product 20S proteasome subunit. Gene Ontology annotation, cellular component: proteasome core complex; proteasome core complex, alpha-subunit complex. The coding region runs from base 80 to 844 and encodes 254 amino acids. The record is from RefSeq and is a predicted model, not a curated record. The transcript has 5 exons. Lineage: Eukaryota; Fungi; Basidiomycota; Agaricomycetes; Polyporales; Laetiporaceae. Gene Ontology annotation, biological process: ubiquitin-dependent protein catabolic process.